This is a messenger RNA of Dryobates pubescens (Downy woodpecker), 4267 nucleotides long. It is a transcript of the gene AAK1, whose product is annotated as AP2 associated kinase 1. Gene Ontology annotation, molecular function: ATP binding; protein kinase activity. NCBI's taxonomy places the organism in Eukaryota, Metazoa, Chordata, Aves, Piciformes, Picidae. The record is from RefSeq and is a predicted model, not a curated record. Gene Ontology annotation, biological process: protein phosphorylation. The transcript is spliced from 20 exons. Bases 518 to 4267 code for a protein of 1249 amino acids.
GGACUUCCUGUGCCAGCCCAUUUCCUGGUCGGAUGGGGCCGGCUGGGGGCGGCGGCGCUGGGGUCGGUCCCUGACGGGCUCGGUGGCCGCCGGGAGCUCCGCCAAGCAACGAUGCGGGCCCCGGGCCCUGAGCGCAGGCGGCCCCCGCCGUGACUCGCCGCGGGCAAGCCGGUGGGGCUGCGGCAAGGCCGGCCGGCCCCGGGUGCCGCUGCGCGGGUGCAUGGAGGAGGCAGCCCCCGCCCGCAGAGAGGUACCGGGCAGGGGGCCCUGUCAGGGGCCCUAUCAGUCGGGGCUCCCCUGAGGGGGCUGCGGCGGCCAGGCCUUCGCCUUCCCGCUGUCCCCGCUGCGGUUUUGCAGGCGUGAGUCCCCCGGAGAGCGCCGCGCCGGCUCCGCUCGGCCCCGCCAGGCGGGCGGCCCCGGGCCCCCCUCAGCCGAGCGCCACAAGGAAGGGGGCUCGGGACCUUAAAAACAGCAUCGCCCCCACAAGCGGGCAGCCGCUGCCGCUGUCUCCUGAGAAAUGAAGAAGUUUUUCGACUCGCGUCGGGAGCAGGCUGGCUCUGGCCCUGGGUCGGGCACCAGCGGCGGCGGCGGCAGCAGCAGCGGCCCCGGCAGCGGCUACAUCGGUCGGGUCUUCAGCAUCGGCCGCCACCAGGUGACGGUGGACGAGGUGUUGGCGGAAGGGGGCUUUGCCAUCGUGUUCCUGGUGAGGACCAGCAAUGGGGUGAAGUGCGCCCUGAAGCGGAUGUACGUCAACAGCGAGCACGACCUGCAGGUGUGCAAGAGGGAGAUCCAGAUCAUGAGGGACCUGGCUGGCCACAAGAACAUCGUUGGCUACAUUGACUCCAGCAUCAACUCGGUGAGCAGCGGAGACGUGUGGGAGGUGCUGAUCCUGAUGGACUUCUGCCGAGGGGGCCAAGUGGUGAACCUGAUGAACCAGCGGCUGCAGACAGGCUUCACCGAGGGGGAGGUGCUGCAGAUCUUCUGUGACACCUGCGAGGCCGUGGCCAGGCUGCACCAGUGCAAGACCCCAAUCAUCCACAGGGACCUGAAGGUUGAGAACAUCCUGCUGCAUGACCGCGGCCACUACGUCCUCUGUGACUUUGGGAGUGCCACCAACAAGUUCCAGAACCCUCAGACAGAAGGGGUGAAUGCAGUGGAGGAAGAGAUCAAAAAGUACACUACCCUGUCCUACAGAGCACCAGAGAUGGUCAACCUGUACAGUGGCAAACUCAUCACUACAAAAGCAGACAUCUGGGCCCUUGGCUGCUUGCUGUACAAGCUGUGUUACUUCACCUUGCCCUUUGGGGAGAGCCAGGUGGCCAUCUGCGACGGCAACUUCACCAUCCCGGACAACUCGCGGCACUCGCAGGACAUGCACUGCCUGAUCCGGUACAUGCUUGAGCCAGACCCUGAUAAGAGACCUGAUAUUUAUCAAGUCUCCUACUUUGCAUUCAAACUGGCAAAGAAGGAAUGCCCAGUGCAGAACGUCCAGAACUCUCCAAUCCCUGCUAAACUCCCAGACCCAGUGAAAGCAAGUGAAGCUGCUGCAAAGAAGAGUCAACCCAAGGCCAGGCUGACAGACCCCAUCCCCACGACAGAGACGUCCAUCGCACCCCGGCAGAGGCCCAAGGCGGGGCAGACGCAGCCCAACCCUGGCAUCUUGCCCAUCCAGCCGGCCCUGACGCCCAGGAAGAGGCCCACGGCGCAGGCGGCCGUGCAGCCGCAAGCAGCGGCGGGGCCUGCGGCCCUGGGCAGCGGGCAGCCUCCGCUCCCUGCCGCCGGCCCCCAGCAGAAGGCGGCUCCCCAGCAGCCUCCGGCCCAGCCGCAAGCCAAGCCGGCGGCGGCUCCGCAGCAGCAGGGCUCGCAGGGGCAGCCCCAGGUCCCUUCCACUCAGCCGCAGGCCACCCCUCAGCAUCAGCAGCAGCUUUUCUUGAAGCAGCAGCUUCUGCAGCAGCAGCAACAGCAGCAGCAACAGCAGCAGCAGGCUGCCUACUACCAGCAGCAGCAGCAGCUGAUGCAAGCUCAGCAGUUCCCAGUGAUGCAGCAAGGAGCAGUGGCACAGCAGCAGCUGAUGCAGAACUAUUACCAGCAGCAGCAGCAGCAGCUGAUGGCCCAGCAGGCAGCCAUGCAGCAGAAGACAGCAGCAGCAGCAGCAGCAGCUCAGCAGAAGUCCCAGGCGCCGGCGCAGCCCCAGGCCCAGCCAGGCACGGCCCAGCCAGCACAGCCCCAGGAGCAAGGGGUGCAGGCAGGGAUGAGGCAGCAGCAGCAGCCUCAGAGCAGCCCUCCUGCAGCAGUGCAGGGGCAGAAGCUUGGCUCUCUCACCCCUCCCUCCUCCCCCAAGACGCAGCGGGCAGGGCACCGGAGGAUCCUGAGCGACGUCACCCACAGUGCAGUCUUUGGGGUUCCAGCCAGCAAGUCAACCCAGCUGCUGCAGGCAGCUGCUGCUGAAGCCAGCCUCAACAAGUCCAAGUCUGCUUCCACCACUCCCUCGGGCUCCCCAAGGACCUCCCAGCAGAAUGUCUAUAACCCUCCUGAUGUCUCCUCCUGGAACCCCUUCGACGAUGACAACUUCUCCAAGCUGACUGCUGAGGAACUGCUCAACAAGGACUUUGCCAAGCUGGGCGAGGGGAAAGCUCCAGAGAAAAUGGGCAGUUCCACAGAGAACUUGAUUCCAGGCUUCCAGCCUGCCUCAGCUGCAGCCCAGCCAGAUGCUUUUGGUGGCUCUUCCUUCACUGCUGGCUCAGCAGCUGAGAAAGCAAAAGACAUCCUGGGUUUGGACACCAGCCCUUCCCUCCUGACUGUGCCUGAUCCUUUCAUUCCUCUCCCGCUAUCCGACACGCCAGAGAAACUGAUUGAGGGCCUGAAAUCUCCUGAGCCUGCGCUGCUGCUGCCCGAGCUGCUGCCCCUGGCUGACCCCUUCGGUAGCACCUCAGACACUGGCAAUGGAAAAGCUGAGGUGGCUGUGGAGAGCCUGAUCCCGGGGCUGGAGGCUCCGCUGCCCCAGCGCCUGGCGUCCCAGAGCGAGUCGCUGGCCUCCAACAGGACAGACUCACUCACUGGGGAGGAUUCACUGCUUGACUGUUCUCUGCUUUCUAACCCUGCUGCUGACCUCUUGGAUGAGUUUGCUCCUGUAGCUUUCACAGCUCAGCCUCACAAAGGUCUGCAGAGGGACCCUGCCCUCUUCCCAGCUGUGGCUCUCGACCUCUCCAAAGGGCCUCCUGGCGGCGAUGGCCUCGCUCCGUGCAGGGGGCAGCCUGAGGUGCUGGAGGGGAAAGCACAGCAGGGCUCAGAGGCAGAGCUGCUGGCGAGGGAUGGACCCUCCAGCAACAGCUCCUUCUACAGCAGCGAGGGAGAGGGCACAGACCAGGAGGGAGACCUUCUGGACUGCAGCGGCUCCAGGCCUCUGCUGCUGGAUUCAGAAGAGGAGGAGGAAAGCUGCAAGCUGUGCCCAGGCUUCCUGCAGGCUGCACCCAAGGAGCGACGUGAGGCCUCCAAGGAAGGUGGCCAGCCCCAGCCCUCCCAGCCUGGAGCAGGGGAGGUGCUGUUCCCUGCCUUCCAGUCCCACACAGGGGAGGUUUUCAACGAGCCAGACGUGUUUGCCACGGCUCCCUUCCGGAGCUCCAGGAGGGUGCCCGACGAUGUGGAUGUCUUCUCCAAAGCUCCUUUCGUCUCCAAGGGCAGCCUGGCUCCCAGGCAGCCAGAAGAAGCAGAUGUCUUUCUGAGAGCCCCUUUCACUAAAAAGAAGAGCCUGGAAGAGUUGACUUCCCAGGGGGUGGCUAAGGAGCCCUUCCCGCCGCCCGUCUUCCGGAGCCCGGGAGGGGACGUCCAGCCCAGGGCCGCGUUCCCAGCCUCGGCCAGAGCUCAGUAUCCCUCUGCCGGCUUUGCUCAGCCAGGCAACCUCCAUCCCUCCUCUGUCAGAGCUGCGGAGCCCCCAGCCCCCGGCCCUUCCCCAGGGGUGCUGCAGGAGCAGGCUGGCGGCGAGAGGAGCCAGGUGGCGGCGCAGGAGGCCGCGCUGGGCUCCGUGCCCAACAAACCCUUCCGUCCGCAGUCCCUCUCCAAGUACUCCAGGCACUACGGCCCGGAGGAUGGGCAGGGGCUGGAGGCCAAGCCCAUAGCUGCUUACAAAGUGAUUUCUCAGACCAACAGACAGGUGAUAGCAGGAUCUGUCUCCAUCACCCCUUUGUCUUCCAGGACUACAGAGCUGCCCGGUGCUGAUCCCUUCGCCUCUGCUCCCUUUCCUUCCAAAGUGGGGAAGCAAAAGCCUUAA